This is a messenger RNA of Spodoptera litura, 788 nucleotides long. RefSeq lists its product as uncharacterized. The record is from RefSeq and is a predicted model, not a curated record. Lineage: Eukaryota; Metazoa; Arthropoda; Insecta; Lepidoptera; Noctuidae.
UAACGGUUUAACCAGGUAUAUUCUUUAUGUUCCAGGUUUUAUGAAAGGUUUAAUAUACCAUCUGCGAUAGGGUGUAUUGAUGGUACACAUGUAGCCAUCAUUAGGCCAUCAGAAAAUGAGGAGAGAUUUUUUAACCGCAAACAUUUCCAUUCAAGGAAUGUUAUGAUUAUAAGUGAUGCAGAUUUAAUGAUUCUGUCAGUAGAUGCUUCAUAUGGAGGGGCAUCACAUGACAGUUUUGUAUGGAAUCAGCAUCCUGUGAAACAACACUUAAUUGAUUUUAAUAAUAAUGGAGAAAAUGUAUUUUUACUAGGUGAUUCUGGAUAUGCACAGAGGGAGUUCAUGAUGACACCAAUUAUUGAUGCUCCUCAGGGUUCACCCGAAGAAUAUUACACCAAACUGCAUUGUACGGCACGGAAUACAGUGGAGCGUACCAUUGGUGUAUUGAAAAAUAGAUGGAGGUGCUUACUCAGGCAUAGGGUGUUACAUUACCACCCUGAUGUAGCAGCUAAAAUAAUAAAUGCAUGUUGUGUGUUACACAACAUGUGUUUAAAUAGGGUAGAUGAAUAUCUUGAGGACAAUACAGCUGAAAAUGAAAAUGAUUACCAAGAUGUCACUGCCCAAGAAUCUUCUGGUAGUAACACAGCUGCUGAACUAAGACGAGGUAUCGAAAAGAGAAAUGCUUUAGUUCAGCAGUUGUGGGCGAGCAGAAGGUAAAUGUUUUUAUUUUAAAUUUGUAUUUGGCUUUUUUUAAUCUAUUGUAUUUUUUUAUCAUUUCUGUCUUUAUUAUA